Messenger RNA from Penicillium paradoxum, 2496 nucleotides. Its product is annotated as Zn(II)2Cys6 transcription factor. Lineage: Eukaryota; Fungi; Ascomycota; Eurotiomycetes; Eurotiales; Aspergillaceae. The coding region runs from base 1 to 2496 and encodes 831 amino acids. Gene Ontology annotation, biological process: regulation of DNA-templated transcription; DNA-templated transcription. The record is from RefSeq and is a predicted model, not a curated record. The transcript is spliced from 9 exons. Gene Ontology annotation, molecular function: DNA-binding transcription factor activity, RNA polymerase II-specific; DNA binding; zinc ion binding.
AUGCAGGGAUAUUCAUUUGCGCCUCCAGCGGGCCCCCCAAGAGAAGGCCAGAAAAAUUAUGUAUUUGUUGAUGAGCAUAACCGCCACAAGAGGCUGAAAGUGAUGCGAGCGUGUAAUGGCUGCCGGAAAAGAAAAAUUAAAUGCGAUGCAGCCACAACGAAUACGUGGCCUUGCUCUGCAUGCACUCGCUUAAAGCUGAUCUGUGUUCCCCCGACCAUUGGACAAGAUGGAGAGUUUCUCCCCGAUAGCCAGGGCGAGUCUCUAGAGACUGGCGGGCCCUCCAGUGCAGCUGGUACAUUCCCAGUCCCCCCAGUCUACCGGGACAACAACCAACCCACCAUAAACGCGGUCCCCUCGUAUGAUCAAAUGAGCAUGUAUUCCCAAUUUGUUCCUCCCCCACAGACUCAGCCCAGCAUUUAUAACGAUCUUCGGCCAUCACAAAUGGCCAUGCCACACCAAGCCUUUCAACAGCCCCAAUUGUUUGCCGAACCGCAAACCCCGGCUAUCAGGCCAUCAGAUCGAAAUGUGUAUAUUGAUAGCGACCAGUCAACCGCAGAGAACCUCAUUGAUGUACUUGGAGAGCUAAAGAUUGACGAGACUGGAAUUGCUCCAUAUAUUAGAAGGCAACGGACAGAUCGAAUUGAGCCCGAUGCUCCUAUUCAAGAUGAGGUCGAAGAGCAAUUGCCGCCUCUAAAAGACGACGUAAUGACUUAUUUCAAGAUCUACUUUGAUGAGAUACAUCCUUACGUUCCUGUCGUAUCCCGUGCCCAUUUAUACUAUCAAUGGCAGCAUGAUCGCCGUUCUAUCUCCCCUCUUCUUCUCGAGGCUCUUUUCGCCUGUGCAGGCCGUUUGUCUGACGAGCCAGCAGAGGGUGCUCAAUGGCUUGCUUUGGCUAAUAGGCACGAGUCCAGCUUUAUGGAUGUACCACGUCUGAGUACUAUCCAAGCAUUACUUCUGCUUCUGAAAGCAAGGGAAUCCUUGCCAAAGAAAGGAUACUAUUAUCGUUCCUGGCAGACUGUGAAGACUAUUGUUUCGAUGGCGAAAGACUUGGAUAUUCAUGAGCAUCACAGCAAUCAUACUGAACGAAAACCAUGUGGUCUCAGCCCCAUUGAAUGCUUGGUUCACACCAGAGUAUGGCAGGCUCUCUUGGUAGUCGAGGUGAUGAUUGGUGCACCCCAGGGUCGCUCGGACUACGGAGUCGAUCCUAAAACAGUGGACAUGCGUCCGACACUAGAUAUCCGAGGCCUUGACCCUUACGAGACUAACCGUUCGAGGCAAUACGCCUAUUUUGUGCGCAAUGCACAUCACAUUCGCAUAAUUACAGAUAUCUAUCACAAAGUUAAGAAGCAAAAGGGUUGGGGAGCAGAUGCUCGGUUUGUACAAAAUAACCCGCUUUUCGCAGAUUGGCUUCGCAACCUCCCUCCAGACCUACAGGUCGACUAUCCCGUCGAUGGCUCUCCGCCAUGGCUUCCAUCUCACUUUGUAGGCAAUAUGCAUUCUCAUUGUCACCUCGCAAUCAUUCUCUUACAUCGCCCCCAACUUGUCGCUUCUCAAUCAUUUGCUGCCGGUGGUGAAUGGAAGGUCCACAUGUCAUUAUGCUAUUCAUCAGCAAAAAGCCUUUGUCGAUUACAGGAAGCAAUAUUGCAAGGUUUCGGGCUACCUGGCUUACUUUACAUGCAAAGAGGUAUCAAUUUUGCUAUUUAUUGCAUCCUGACUUGUACAAUGCUGCACUUGGUUGCCAUUACUUCCCCCGACCCUGAAUUCAAUUCAGACGCCCGUGAAUUCUUUGUCCGUCACAUGAUAAUUCUUGAGAAAUGCUCAACUGCUUGGCCCAUGCCCGAAAUCCAGGCUCAGAUUGAUUCAUUGCGAUUGGCCUUUUCGGCUGACAUGCAUCGUCCAUUUGAAUUGAAGCCAAGUUUUCCAUACGGGAGUCCCUCAGAACCCUUUCAACCCAGUCCACCCAUGGAUACACACUACCAUCCACAUUUGAAUCAAGUCCAAUCUAGAGUGGGUUUCCACCCGUUUCCAACAACCCCUCCGAUUUCGGCUGGCGCUGAAGACUCAAAGUCCGACACCUCUUCUCAGAUACAAUCUCUCGGGAUGGUUGCCCAUCAACCACCGACAACACAUUCUCUGGAUGCCCCAUUGGCAGAUGAAAAGAACUGGGACCCGACCCGCAUCAUCACUCAAUGGGACAUCGCCUUCUCCGUGAACCCUUCCACCGUCAGCGCAAAUUCCCCGCCGAUGCCUAUGAACAAUUCGAUACCAGCUGUACAAGCCCAGUAUCCCAUGCAAUACGAGACUGACAAAGUUCCCUCUGUCGCGUCUACCCAAUCUCUCUCCCCGCCGCAAUUCCAAGCUCCCCCAGUUGUGUUUUCAGCCCGGGAUUGGCAGCAAAGUGUUGCUAGUGUGUUUGAUCCACAGGGAGUCAAGCGGCGAUGGGAUUACUCGGUUGACCUUGGCUCCGAUAGCAUAUACAAGCGCCAGCGAGGAUGA